This is a messenger RNA of Megalops cyprinoides (Indo-Pacific tarpon), 4032 nucleotides long. Its product is annotated as G-protein coupled estrogen receptor 1-like. Bases 753 to 1817 code for a protein of 354 amino acids. Gene Ontology annotation, biological process: G protein-coupled receptor signaling pathway. Gene Ontology annotation, cellular component: membrane. The record is from RefSeq and is a predicted model, not a curated record. Gene Ontology annotation, molecular function: G protein-coupled receptor activity. The transcript is spliced from 2 exons. NCBI's taxonomy places the organism in Eukaryota, Metazoa, Chordata, Actinopteri, Elopiformes, Megalopidae.
UGCUCACAAACACAGUAGGCAUCAGAAGGGAAGGAGCCUUGGUGAUCGGUUUGCUCCUGGAUGACUGUGUCUCUGCAGCUGGGCUGAACAGCAGGUGGCGUGGGAAACUAAUGUGGUCAGACAGGAGAGCGUCCAGACCAAACACACAGCGUUAGCAGCAGUCACAGCUCCUCAGAGCAAUGCGCACUGGACAUGGGGAUUACAAAUUUGUGGCAUUUCAAGUCCUGCAUAGGAAAGGAGGACUACAUGUGCCAUAUGCAUGCACUAGAAAAGUGUCAAUGUGACCGUUGCAAGCAGUGCACAGUGAAUUAACAUGCAAAUAGACGGGGAGAGACGAGCCGGAGUCAAAACGUGCGGAAGAGAAAGGGCCAAACACAAGGACGAAAGCAGGAAAUUACCAGAAGGAGCACAAGCCCAGAGAACACAGACUAAGACCAUGCAUCACAGUCCACUUGAGCCCAGCAGGUCAAAUGGGUUUUUGCAGAGAAUACUGACUAAAUCAAACCAUGGAGGUACAGAGCCACAGAGCACUCUGUCUUUUUAUUAACAGAUAAGGCUUUGUGUCAAAAUGGGAUCAAGUAACCCAUAAACAGCGGCUGAAAACCCUGACUGGCACCAGAAUGCAAACACUGCUUUGAUGAGAGACUCUUUUUACAGAAGGUACUGGGAAUUUAUAAGGCUAGAAGAUGUAGUGGCAGUAAGGAGCUAUGUGACCUCUGAUUCAGGGCAGCCAAAACAAAGACUCACUCGUCAUGGAAGAGCAGACAGUCUCCCUGUUUCCAUAUGGGAAGAAUGGCACAGAGCAGCUGAACUUUUCAUCCACUUGCAACAGGACUGGUCUGGCAGAAAGCACAGACACUUCCCAGUUCUAUGUCAUCAGCCUUUUCCUCUCCUGCCUCUACACUAUCUUCCUCUUCCCUGUCGGCUUUAUCGGAAACAUCCUCAUACUGGUCGUCAACCUGACCCACAGGGACAAAAUGACCAUCCCAGACCUGUACUUCAUCAACCUUGCCGUGGCCGACCUCAUCCUGGUGGCCGACUCUCUGAUCGAGGUCUUCAACCUGAACGAGAAGUACUACGACAUCGCGACCCUCUGCACCUUCAUGUCCCUGUUCUUCCAGGUCAACAUGUACAGCAGCAUCUUCUUCCUGACGUGGAUGAGCUUCGACCGCUAUGUGGCGCUGGCCAGCUCCAUGAGCAGCAGCCCCCUGCGGACCAUGCAGCACGCCAAGCUCAGCUGCGGCCUCAUCUGGGCCGCCUCCAUCCUGGCCACCCUGCUGCCCUUCACCAUCGUGCAGACCCAGCACACGGGCGAGGUGCACUUCUGCUUCGCCAACGUCUUCGAGAUCCAGUGGCUGGAGGUGACCAUCGGCUUCCUGGUGCCCUUCUCCGUCAUCGGCCUGUGCUACUCACUGAUCGUGCGCAUCCUCAUGCGGGCGCAGAAGCACCGGGGCCUGUGGCCCAGGCGGCAGAAGGCCCUGCGCAUGAUCGUGGUGGUGGUGCUGGUGUUCUUCAUCUGCUGGCUGCCCGAGAAUGUCUUCAUCAGCGUCCAGCUGCUGCGAGGCGCGGCCGACCCGGCCCGCCGCAGCGCCGCCACGCUGUGGCACGACUACCCCCUGACCGGCCACGUCGUCAACCUGGCCGCCUUCUCCAACAGCUGCCUCAACCCCAUCAUCUACAGCUUCAUGGGGGAGACCUUCAGGGACAAGCUGCGCCUCUUCAUUAAGCAGAAGGCCAGCUGGACCGUGCUGUACCGCCUCUGCCACCACACUCUGGAUUUACAGAUUCCCGUCAGAAGUGAGGUGUCCGAGGUAUGAGACAAUCUGACACACAGGAAAACACUGGACAUAUUGGAAAGUUAGGGAGCAGAGAGGACAUAGAGGCCCUGAAGAACACAGUGGCUGUGAUGGAAAUCAUGCAUAUUAUAGACCCACAAAUACUCAAGACAACAGUGAACAGUUUUAACGGAGACAUCUCUAUUUGUUUGACUGAACUAAAACUGAGCAAUUGAAGUGUUAAAAAGCUGGGAAACCUGAACUCCAGAACUGAACUGAACCGUCCAGGAAAAUAUUUCACUUGUAUAUACAAACCAGGAAAAGCACUGCCUUCUUAGUAUUUAAUUAAUUUUAAAAAGGAAAUUUUCACCUUAUUCCAUUUUGCAAACUACAGAAGUAGCUACAGGGAUGAAAAUGGAUUCAUGAGAACCUUCUCUUUAACGGCACACAAAUCUAUGCUAAAACAGGAAAAAAAUACAAAAUUGGGUUCAGACUAGAUGAUGGCUGACUUACACAGAAAUUGUUUGCAACUUAAUUCAGAAUAGAAAGCCAGUUCAGUAACUCGGUUGCUUUCUCUGGUACCACUAAUACAUCUGAUUUACAACAACUCCUUCACAAACUCCAGGUUGAUAAGCUCAGGAAGCCUAUGGUAAGAGAACAAAUUAAACAUAGGUGACAUCAUAGUGGGACACCAUUUCUCCCUUUUGGUCAUUAAGGUUAUUAAACUAUUUGAUAAUGAUAUUUUGCCAUUAUGCACUUUUAUUCUUAAGAAAAUUACACUGUAUGGUUGCGGAGACAAACAUCAGUGUACUGUAUAACAAAUCAGUCAAACAAUUCAUACACUUUCAUUGGCAAAGAAACCAUCUUUGGAGAGUUAGCAGCAACCCUGGCAAGUUUCUGCUGAGAUAUUCACCACCAGCUGUUAUAUUUUCAAAACAUCAAAGCAAAUAAACUUUCUAGGAAAAAAGUGAGGCACACGUAAUUUUGAAAUCUUGACAGAUGAGUUUUGGGAUUUGACAUCUGAGGAAACAUUUGUCCCUUUUUGAUUCAACAACAAAGCUGUACAAUGUUAAAAAUGAACACUUUACUAUGACUCGGGUAUAAAAAAAAAGAAAAGAAAAAAAGGUCAAUAGAGUUCACACUGCAUCACUUAGCAACACAGAAGACCAUCCUCUGAGAGGUUCCAUACCUGCUUAUUGCAAACACUUUCCACAGCUGAUUCACACAGGCAGUCAGAAACACCUGCCCAAAACCACCAAAAUACAGCACAUGGCUUAGAGAGGGGAGGAGGGGUCCUUUCUAAUUUUAACAACUUUACAGACCCCACAUGAUUUCAGCUGGAGCAGGAGCUACAAAUAAUUAGUAACAUUCCCAUCUCCAGUUUAUAAGGUGAUGGUUGUGCAAGUAUCACAGAAGGUAGUUUCAACAAAUGCACUGUUCAAAUUAUCCAGUCACAGGUCUGAAUUGUAUACCCAAAACCACGAGGAGUGCACAGGCUGUCAAUGGCAGUCAUAAAACUUUAGAAUUACACCAACAUAACACUGUAACCACAAACGGAGAAAUGCACGCAUCACUUUCUCCCCUACCACAGAGCGCAAAAAUAAAAUGCUUUCGCUCUGCCAAUAUCUAUUUAUACUUAUACAAACAGACCUGUAGCAUCACGUACCCAGAAUAACACGUCAAUUGUGUAAAUUAAAUACCGAACUAUAAAAGAAAUUAAAUGUCAGCUUAGAGGAGGCACUGACAAACAUUGUAAAGCUUGCCAUUUAGAAGGACACAGCGGUCAAGCAACCUGAAGCUCAAAGCUGAGAAGACAAUGUCUAUUUGCACAUCAGGGCAGAGGAAGAAGGGGCAAGCUGAGGGAAGAGGAGAGAACUGAAAGGCACUAUCUGCUUUCCAUACAGGACAUGUCUAUAAGGCUGUGGAAGAUAUCACACUGUAAACACAAAUGUCUUUAAAUGUAAAAUGUCUUCAGAGUUCUCCAGGUAAAAAGAAUAUUUCCUAUAUCAUUUAUUUAUCAUUGGCACUUAGGGUCCUUUAUCACCAAGAGUAGAGAAGGAGUACAUACAAAAAGACAGAAGAGAGUUCAAAUCCAAAGGCAUCACAGUAGUUAUCAGAAAGGUCUAAAAGGGGUCCUUGAAAAAUAAAAUCAACGGUAUGGGCUUCACUAAAAUCCCAAUAGCCUUACAGGUUGCCCCCAAUGACAGUACACAGGAAAUUACUUUAGAUGUACAUAGUAGUGAAAGGAGAUAGAACC